ACCGUAGCCCCAAACAUGCGCCGAGCCUCCACCAUCUUUUGUUUCCUGCAGACUCUCCAGCCCUCCGGUGAACUAUCUGCCCUCUGUUACUGCCAAACAUUUCACAUUGUGACUGAUCCAGAGCAGCUGUUGCCAUUGUUCUGCACCACGGCUCCUCAGUUUUCGUACAGAAACAGCACAGAGGUGCCCCCCACACCCGCGCUCCCCCUGUAUUUUCACCACGAGGGGUUUUUCUGGAGAUGUUGGUUCAAUGGUGAAGAUUUCCAGGAGACCAUCUGGAACUUCUGGUUUACCAGUCAAGCGCAUCCCAAACACUGCAUCCAGGGAUAUCUGUUUCCCAUGCCCAUAGCUCCCGGACCGGUGCCCCAUCCAUCAUAUGACCCCACAGCAGUGUACAGAGGCUUCUGGACGGCCUUCAUCAUCCUCGCGGUUGCGGCCAGCGUGGUGGGGGGGCUCCUGCUGGUCUGCGCGGUUCCCUUUGCGGCCGCCCGGCUCUAUAGAGUAGGAGGCGGAUUCCUCAUCACGGCCGGGGUCCUGCUCGCCCUCCUCAUCGCCCUCUUCGCCCUCUGGAAGGAAUUUGCCGCUGACUUGAAGAAAUACAUCUUAUUAGAGAGGAGCCAUAGCUGCCCGCCGGAUGCCCACCUCCAUGUGUAUUAUGGGUGGUCUUUCAUGUUUGCUGCGGCCGGGGCCCCCCUGGUUCUCCUCUCUGGGCUCCUGUUUCAUUGUAUUAGCCGCAGCCUCCAUGUGGAGGAGAAGUAGAUGGAGAACAGUCCUGACCGAGGAUCCUGUAUGACACAGAUGGACAUAUACCUGCAGGUCCUGGUCAUGUAAUAGUAAGGGACCCCUCACCCGCUGGGGACGCCCACCCAUAUAACAUGUUCCGAGGACUGGGACGUUUCCUGCUUGUGACACCCGCUGCUCACGUUUCCUAAAAA
Messenger RNA from Hyla sarda, 935 nucleotides. RefSeq names its product transmembrane protein 182-like. The record is from RefSeq and is a predicted model, not a curated record. NCBI's taxonomy places the organism in Eukaryota, Metazoa, Chordata, Amphibia, Anura, Hylidae. The transcript has 5 exons. Gene Ontology annotation, cellular component: membrane. Bases 16 to 759 code for a protein of 247 amino acids.